Messenger RNA from Symbiodinium necroappetens, 744 nucleotides. The record is from the annotation of a GenBank genome assembly. Lineage: Eukaryota; Dinophyceae; Suessiales; Symbiodiniaceae.
AUGCUUCAUUUCCUUGCCUUGGUUCUUUCAGUCACUGGUGCAGUGUUCAUCUCGCAGCCGCAAUUCUUGUUCGGCACCGAGGGAUCAAAGCAGUCCCCUGUUGGCUACUGCCUGGCGAUGCUGUCAGGAUUCUUUCAAGCGUGCUGUUACGUGUGUGCCCGCAAGUCUGCCCAUAUCCCGGUCUUCCUUCUCACAGUGGCGACACUUCUGUUGGCAGUGCCGAUGUGCUUCGUUCCACCGCUUCUUGGAAUUGGCGAAACUAGGUUUGAGCCCGUCGUCGAAGCACCCUGGCAGGCUCUGGGGCUUCUUUCUCUGCUGGUAGUCCUGUCUUCACUGUCCAUCUUCCUGCCGGCAGCUGGAUCAACAAGAUGCCCAGCAGCAGCCAGUGCGACGGUGUUCACAUCUGCAAGUAUGAUCUCGGGCUAUUUGGCGCAGACCGCCGUUUUUGACGAUGCUCCCAAGCUGCUCGGAGCCGCAUGCAUGCUGCUCAGCGUGGUGAUGAUGGCGGUCACUUGCCAAGCCGAGGACAAGACAGCAGAGCAACCGGCGACUUCCUGCAAAGACCCCGCACAAGAGCCGACAGCCAAUGCAUCCACAGACGACGAGACACAGAGCCUUGGAUCUUUCGUCGCCUCGGAGAUGUCCUUCACAUCCAGCUCUAGCCGCCUCCGACAGCGCAGCAACACCUUCAGCUCCAAGCCCCUGCCGCAGCGGCUGGGUGCCUGCCUGCCCAUGGUGGCCUAA